GAAGAAUAUUUCUGUUCUGAAGACUUGAAUUAAAGAAACUGGACAGGGUGAUGAAGUUGGUCAACAGCUAUGGGAUUGGAUGUAUCAAGAGCCUUCCAAAAUUUGUCACAGCUAAAUUUGAAAAGCAAUGGCACUGUGCAGCUUCAUCGUCUUCUCUAUUAGCUGGUCUGCAGUGCUUCAUGAAGGAUUCAGUUUGCCUGUGAAAAAUCAGCCUGCUGAAAUUGUCCCACAUAGACAGCGCACCAAACGAUGCUCUUGCAUUAAUCAGCUGGACUCUGAAUGCCACUACUUCUGCCAUCUGGACAUCGUCUGGGUGAACACACCAGGUAAGACCACUGUGUAUGGUCUGGGUAGUCCAUUGGCCCGACGCCGCAGAUCUACAGGCCGCUGCUUCUGUGACAAUCCUGCUGACCAAACCUGUAACACCUUCUGCUCCCACAGGAUUCACCAUGUCUUUAGCUCAAAUAUCACAGCUGUCCUGCUGAGGAGCUUUUCUGAACCACUGCAGGAAAAAUCAGAGCUUAACUCAGACCUCCAUGCUGCUGUGGAAAACCGCAACAAUGCUGAUUCAAGAAUAAAGGCUUCUAGUGAAUCUGUGAAUAGUGCUCAUGUUGAGUUCCUGACAUUGCUCAGGAACUUGCUGAGAGCUAAAUCCAGGGCCAUGAAGAUGGCUGAUACGGUCAGGCCUAAAAGCUUGAGGGCACAUAAUCAAGGCCCCAGGUAAAGGUUUAUGGGGACAGUAGUGUGGAGAUUGAGCACUUGAACAAAACACAACCCCGAGAACUGUGGGGUAGAAGCAUGAAUAAGACGUCACAUACAGAAGACGCAACCUGGGAGACUGAAAAGGCAGGAAAUAGCAGGACAGGGGAAGCGACAAUGAGGGUCAAGCCUUUAAAUCAUGUAGAAAGGUUUAGAUACAAUGAAGUAGACAAGCAAGUGAUGAAGAAGGUCUGUGUGGCAAAAACUUCUGAAGAAUGUGAAUGCUGAGUGUGCGCUUAGCUGAUAGCAAGGAAGGAUCACAUAUGAAUCUUUGGCAACUGAAUAGGAUAAGUACUGGCAGCAUUUAUAUUGGGUUUGAAGAAGAAAACAAGCAAACUUUUCUUUUAAAUCAGUAUAAAGGGGCGUUGCAUGGAAUUAACGGAUGAAAACUCUCAAGUAAAAAAAAAUUAUAUAUUAAAUGCAGUGUAACAGGGAGAUAAAAAGGACAUAAGUUUUGAAAUAGUCUUCAUUUGUAUAAAACAUAUAAAUCAUAAUAUUCAUUAUCACCUGGAAAUGUUGUAUACAGU
Molecule: messenger RNA, 1286 nt
Organism: Tachysurus vachellii
Lineage: Eukaryota; Metazoa; Chordata; Actinopteri; Siluriformes; Bagridae
Product: endothelin-2
Exons: 6
Coding region: 128-724 (198 amino acids)
Biological process (GO): regulation of systemic arterial blood pressure by endothelin; intracellular calcium ion homeostasis; regulation of vasoconstriction
Cellular component (GO): extracellular region
Molecular function (GO): endothelin B receptor binding; hormone activity
Source: RefSeq, a predicted model, not a curated record